CGCGUGAUCGGAAGCCCCUGUAUUCCAUGGUCGCCGUGACAGUCGCGGACCAGACUACCGCCUGUGCCGACAAGAAGAAGGGGCCCGCAGCCGCCUCUCCGAGCAACGGAAAGAAGGGAAUGCCUCGCUAUGGUCCGGACAGCGUGCACAGUUGGAUGACGGCAGGAGCAUGUGCUCUUGCAACGUUUUUCGGCGUCGGUGGAAGAAGGUCAAGCGGCUUCUUGUACGUGGCCAUAUUGGAUACGUUCAACGCCACCAGGUCACAAGCUGCAUGGCCCAUCGUAUUACUUGGCGGAGUCUUACUACUCACAGGUCUCGUUGCUGGGCCACUAGCGCACCGGUACACUGCACGGCCGGUGGCCAUAGUCGGCGGUACUAUCGGAGCCCUCGGCCUCAUCGCAUCCUAUUUCGCAACCAACAUUGAAUACCUCGUUUUCAGCUUAGGCGUUGUCCAUGCUAUCGGGAGUGGCAUGCUCUUCGUCGCUAUUCCGACAGUCAUCAACGAACACUUCGUUCGGUACAAGGGCUUUGCCAUGGGCAUCAAUUUCGCCGGCGCCACCAUGGGCACGUUUGUCUUUCCAAAGUUCCUUCAAAUGGCGACCAACCAGUACGGAUUCAAAAGUGCCCUUCUGCUUUUCGGCGCUCUUUGCCUCAAUGCCGUUGCCUUCAGCCUGUUCCUGCGUCAACCUUCCUGGCUGAAGAAAAAGCUGAAGGAACAGAAGGAAGAGCAAGUUCAGGUGGAGAAGUUGCGUGGCGUAAAGGAUACUUCGGGGCACACCGUCAAUGGCGGCCGCAUCGCUGUUCCGAACGGGUUAGCAGAGGACAAGACGAGCAGAAAUAAGAUUGAAUUAGUGCCAGGAUCAUUUCGCCAUGGGCUCACUGUGUUCUCGUGCCCCAUGUUUUACGUGGUGAUGUACUCUUACAUUUCAUUCAGCUUCGCGUUCGAGUGCUACAUCUCGCUGCUGGUGGACUUCGCCAUUGACCGCGGCGUCAGUGUGUCUAACGCGGUGACCGUGCUCUCCACCAGUUCUGUGGUGUGUCUGGUCGGUCGGCUAAUACUUCCUGUGCUGGCCGACAAAGGAUACUUCACUCGACAAGCCCUGAUGACCGUCUGCUUAGCGUGCAUAGGAUGCCUCUACAUCAUGCUUCCCUUAGUCGAGAGCUACGCGAUGGUGUUCGUCAUGGCAGUUUCGAUUGGCUUCUGCGUCGGCAUCCCUGUAGUGCUUUUCUCUGUGCUGUGUGCAGAGUAUGUGGGCAUCGAGCGAGUGUCUAUGGCCUUCGGCAUGGUGUCCGCUUCGGCAGGGAUGACGUCGCUAGUGAGGCCACCCAUCAUAGGUUACUUCCGGGACAUGGUUGGAUCCUACGACAACCUGUUUCACCUGUGCGGUUCUGCAGUGACCCUGGCCGCCAUCAUCUGGAUCUUCGUUCACAUCAGGCUCUGCGCCACUUCCAAGCAUACGUCGACGUUGGGAAAUGGCACAUUGUAUGACUCCGAGGACGCCAGUGUAAAAAAGAACCAACCUUAAAUCAGCCAAUCUCCAAGUGAACGUGAAGUAUGUGCGCGCUGCGAAGCGUUGCCCGCUGUAACACUGUAGCUUAGCUCUUCUUCUGGCUGUCAGGCACUGAAGGUCUGCAUCACAGAUUACUUGCAUCUCCCACCAUUGGUGCUGGCCCGCUAUCAGUGGUUUUUGAUGAAUCGGAGACCUUGAAAAGUUGGUGGGUGUUGCAGCG
Messenger RNA from Dermacentor albipictus, 1731 nucleotides. RefSeq names its product monocarboxylate transporter 12-like. Gene Ontology annotation, biological process: transmembrane transport. Lineage: Eukaryota; Metazoa; Arthropoda; Arachnida; Ixodida; Ixodidae. Gene Ontology annotation, cellular component: membrane. The record is from RefSeq and is a predicted model, not a curated record. Gene Ontology annotation, molecular function: monocarboxylic acid transmembrane transporter activity.